AUGUUCUCCCGCGUCCUCAAGUCCACCAACUCGGGAAAUCCCACACCACCGAGUAAGGAACCCCCUACGACCCCGUCAAAGACCCGCUCGGGCCACGCACAUACCAAGAGCCAGAGCCAGUCUUCUACCGCUGUUCCGCCGUCGCCUUCCCGGAUCCCGGUACCGACGACUCCGUCGAGUCGGUCUGGGAUGGACAGGGCUGGUCGGGAUGGGUACGCCAAGGAGAAUGUACGUACCGCCCCGCCUCCGCCCUCGCCGCACGGUGAUCGGUCCAGCUACCUCUCCUUCCUCUUCCCGCAGCAACAGCAACAGCAAGCGGCUGUCUCGGCCCCUGGCACCCCUGUCAAAGUGAACAAGGUCGCCCAGCCUACGAUCCCGCACAACCCCACAACGGUCUCGCACACCCAGCAGCCGCAGCUGCAGUACGGUGCGGACGAAGAUGUCCACAUGCAGACUAUGCGGGGCACUAUUGAUCCGCGCAUGCUCAAGGGGAUGCCGCCUGGUGGUGCCGGGGGGGCAAUGCGGUAUAACCCGCUCGAGAGGGUGCAGGAGGACGUGCAUAUGAAGACGGUCGCGAGGGAGCCGGCGCCGCCUCCGAAGGAGCGGGUGAUGCAGCCUUGGGAGAGGGAGCUGUUGGAUAAGGCGGAAACGAAGCGGAAGGCGACGGUGGCGCAGAUCUAUUUCCUGGAUUACUACUUCGACCUGCUCGGAUAUCUCUCGGCUAGGAAGAAGCGGCUCGAGACUUUCAAAGUGGAUACCGCCGAGCGUAACGUGACCGGCUCAGACUACAACCGCGAGCUCGCCUCGUACAACGGCCGCGAGCGCGUCGUCCUCCGAAAACGGCGAACCAAGCUCCGGGUAGAGCAUUUCCGCAUCAUCGCGCAGGUCGGACAAGGCGGGUACGGCUCGGUCUACCUCGCGCGGAAGAAUGAUUCCAACGAGGUGUGCGCGCUCAAAAAGAUGCGGAAAGGCACGUUGGCCAAGAUGGACGAGGUGAAGCAUGUAUUGGUGGAGAGGGAUAUUCUGACGGCGGUCAAGACGCCGUGGUUGGUCCGUCUGCUUUAUGCGUUCCAGGAUAGGGAGCAUGUGUAUCUUGCUAUGGAGUAUGUCCCAGGUGGAGAUUUCCGGACUUUGCUCAAUAAUUCUGGCGUGCUCAAGGAGGAACAUGCCCGCUUUUACGCCGCAGAGAUGUUUAUGGGGGUGAAUGAGCUGCACAAGCUGGGGUAUAUCCACCGAGACUUGAAGCCCGAGAACUUCUUGGUUGACGGGACUGGGCAUGUCAAGUUGACAGACUUUGGACUGGCGACUGGGGCUUUGAACCCGCUUAGGAUCGACUCUAUGAAGAACAAGCUUGACCAAGUCAAGGAUCAAGACCUCAUCUUCCGCUCUACGCUCGAGAGGCGGACAAUGUACCGCUCUAUGCGGAUGGCGGAGCCACGAUAUGCCGACUCGGUCGUAGGAAGCCCGGACUACAUGCCUCCAGAGGUCCUGCGCGGCAAGACAUACACCUACUCGGCGGAUUACUGGUCUCUCGGCUGUAUCCUGUUCGAGUUCCUCUGCGGCUUCCCGCCAUUCUCCGGUCACACGCCGGAAGAGACCUGGGCCAACCUCAAGAACUGGCACAAGGUCCUCCGGCGGCCGGUGUAUGAUCGUCCCGAGGACCUCAUCUUUAACCUGAGCGAUAUCGCCUGGGACGCUGUGAUUCGGCUCAUCGCACACCCCAAAGACCGCCUCUCGGCCCUCCCCGACGUCCAAUCCCUCCCCUUCUUCACCCCCAUCCCCUUCUCCUCGCUGCGCGCCCGCGACCCACCCUUCGUCCCCAUGCUCGACGGCGAAACGGAUGUCGGCUACUUUGACUCGUUCGAGUCCGAGGCGGACAUGGCCAAGUAUGCCGAGGUGUUCAAGAAGCAGAGGGACGUGGCGGCUGUGGAGGAGAAGGGAGGGAAGGCGGGGAGGAAUAAUUGGGUCGGCUUCACGUUUGGACGGCAUGUCAAUGCGGUGCCGAUGCCGCCGAGGGGACCCAAGCCGGAAGGCGAGCCGCUCCAGACCAUCUUCUAG
Molecule: messenger RNA, 2058 nt
Organism: Dioszegia hungarica
Lineage: Eukaryota; Fungi; Basidiomycota; Tremellomycetes; Tremellales; Bulleribasidiaceae
Product: putative Ser/Thr protein kinase
Exons: 12
Coding region: 1-2058 (685 amino acids)
Biological process (GO): peptidyl-serine phosphorylation; intracellular signal transduction
Cellular component (GO): spindle pole body
Molecular function (GO): protein serine/threonine kinase activity; ATP binding
Source: RefSeq, a predicted model, not a curated record